AUGAGCGAUAUAUCUGGUAUCAAAAGCAUGUGUGACAAGGGUAAUAUAAGAGUCUACCUCAUGGGUACAAUUAAUGUGUAUGAGUUAUACACCUCUAAGAGUGUGUUGUCACAUGCUGUUUCUGGCUUUCCAGAGUCUGAUUAUAUGUCUGACCUUUCCAAGUUCCGUAGGGCGAAGCUCCUUCAUGUCUUCACGACCUUCUUCGAUGUGAACAGAAGCGGCGAAAUUGAUGAGAAAGACUUAGACAUCGCCAUCCAGAAAGUGUGCGGCGCCCGUGGUUGGAGCCAGGAGGACCCCCACUAUGAGAAAACCCGAAACACCUUGAGGACUUUGUGGACUGUUCUGACGAGCAAAGCCGACAUCGAUCACGACCGCCAGGUGUCUGUGGAGGAGUGGUACUGCGCCUGGAGGGAAGACGAGAGCGACCGUGAGUGGAGUCAUAUCUUCAGGGAUCUCAUGUUCCUUCUUGAAGACGCUUCAGGUGACGGCCACGUGGACGUAGACGAGUAUGUGGCACUGUACAAGGCACUCGGUCUCCAGGAGGCACAGUGCCGAGAGGCUUUCAGACGCAUUCAGAAGGACGACGCGUCUGUGGUCACAAAGGACAAGUUCGACGUCCUGUGGGAGCAGUACUUCCACUCCGAGGACCCCAACGCCCCUGGGAACUUCAUCUUCGGCAAGUUCGACUUCUAAGGAGACCGUGUCGAGAGCUGGGGAAGCGCCGAGGCCCCGAGCGACGCUGAGGGGCGGCUGGCGAUGGACUUGGGGGUUCGAGGAUGAGGUUGGGGGUUGAGGACGAGGUUGGGGGGAGACGAGGCUGGGGGUC
Molecule: messenger RNA, 826 nt
Organism: Penaeus vannamei (Pacific white shrimp)
Lineage: Eukaryota; Metazoa; Arthropoda; Malacostraca; Decapoda; Penaeidae
Source: RefSeq, a predicted model, not a curated record